Yarrowia lipolytica CLIB122 is the source of this 1017-nucleotide messenger RNA. RefSeq lists its product as uncharacterized. The record is from RefSeq and is a predicted model, not a curated record. Gene Ontology annotation, molecular function: pseudouridylate synthase activity. NCBI's taxonomy places the organism in Eukaryota, Fungi, Ascomycota, Dipodascomycetes, Dipodascales.
AUGCUUUCAAUUCGACGAAUCGCAAGUCAAAAGCCGAUUUUCCAAACUUUGGUUUUUCGCCAGUUUGCCACCGCCCCACCCAGAUCGCCCCUCGUCAUCUCGGAGGAGAUCCAGCAGGCCAUCAAUGACAAGAAGCCCGUGAUCGCACUGGAAUCCACCAUCAUCACCCAUGGGCUGCCAUAUCCUCAGAAUCUGCAGAUGCAUAGCGAUACGGAGCAGAUCAUUCGUAAGGAAGGCGGAAUCCCCGCCCUCACGGCUUUCGUCAACGGUGUGCCUCGAGUGGGAGUUCCUGAGGAGGAGGUCAAGGUGCUGGCCGAAAACACAGACGGAAACCACAUCAAGGUGUCGAGACGCGAUAUUGGCUACGUCAUGGCAAAUGGACUCAUGGGAGGCACCACCGUGGCUGCCACCAUGAUUCUGGCUCACAUGGCAGGUAUCAAGGUGUUUGCUACCGGAGGCAUUGGAGGAGUGCAUCGAGGUGCGGAGUCGACAUUUGAUAUCUCUGCCGAUCUCGACGAGCUGUCCAAUACCCCCGUGGCUGUGGUCUGCGCUGGCCCAAAGUCCAUUCUCGACAUUCCUCUGACCGUUGAGUACCUGGAGACCAAGGGCGUGCAUGUGAGCACCUAUGGAGCCGACGGGACAAACAUUCCUGGAUUCUUCACCACCGAUUCGGGCGUCAGCAGCCCCUACAACUUCUUCGACACCCUGGAGGCCGCUAAGAUCAUCCAAGCUAACUCCUCGAUGAACCUCCAGUCCGGAACGGUCUGGUGUGUGCCUCCUCCCGACCCCAUCCCUUCCAACCUCAUCCAUGACGUGAUUGACCAGGCCCUGGUGGAAGCCAACGAGCUGGGCAUUAAGGGUAAGGCUACGACCCCCUUCCUUCUGGACGCCAUUCGACGGGAAUACCCCGAGGUGCUCAAAACUAACAUUGGACUGGUCCAGCAGAACGCCGUUAUCGCGACCCGUAUCGCCAGCGAUCUGGCAACCCUAGAGGUAGGUGGCAAGUUUGAAUACUGA